AUGAAGCUGUUUGUGGCUGCCUGUCUGGUGGCGCUGGCCUCGGCCGUGCCGCUCGACUCCCGCGUGGAGGACCAGGACGAGCUGGAGAUGCACGAGAUGUGGGCGCCCACCUACCAGGAGGUGCAGGAGAAGGUGCUGGACCAGGCCUUCUGGAAGGACAUCGCCCAGGACAUCCUGCGCACCAAGCUGGCCGACCCCGUGUACGACUACCAGGCCAAGAAUGCCGUGCUCUUCAUCGGCGACGGCAUGUCGAUCCCCACGCUGGCCGCCGCCAGGAAGCGCAAGGGUCUGCAGCACGGCGCCGACGUGCCCGAGCACACCAUGCUCUCCUGGGAGACCUUCCCCUACCUGGGCCUGUCCAAGACCUACAACUGCGACCGCUGGACGGCCGACUCGGCUUCCACCGCCACCGCCUACCUGACCGGCGCCAAGGGCAACUUCCUCACGGUCGGCGUCGACUGCUCCGUGCUCAUCUGGAACUGCGACGCCGUCAACGAGGCGUCCUCGCCCAAGUCGAUCCUCCGCUACGGAGUGGAGGCCGGUAAGUGGGUCGGCCUGGUGUCCACCGCCCGUAUCACGCACGCCUCUCCCGCCGCCACCUUCGGCCACACCGCCUACCGCACCUGGGAGUCGGACGCCGACUUCGCUGCCAUGGAGUGGAUGACCGGUCCCGUCAAGGACUCGUGCAAGAACGUCAUGAAGGACCUGUCCACCCAGUUCGUCGAGCGUGAGGGCAUCGACAUCAACGUUGCCUUCGGCGGCGGCUGGGGCAAGUUCACGCCCAAGGAUGUCGAGGGCGGCUCCCGCCUGGAUGGCCGCGACCUGAUCCAGGAGUGGAAGGACAAGCAGGAGUCCCUGGGACGCAGCCACGCCUACAUCAGCACCAAGGCCGAGCUGAACAGCUUCGACGCCUCCUCUGCCGACUACGUGCUGGGUCUGUUCAGCCGUAGCCACAUGCAGUACCGCGCCUUCCAGACCGCCGACGAUGUCAACUUGACCGAGAUGGGCGCCAAGAUCGAUCACGGCCACCACUACGGCAACGCCUACACGGCCAUCGACGAGACCGUGGAGUUGGAGGAGGUCGUCCAGCACGUCAUGGACAACACCGACGAGACGGAUACUCUGAUCGUCGUCUCCUCCGAUCACUCCCACACCUUCUCCAUCAACGGCUACCCGGAGCGCGGCCUGGACAUGUUCGGCCCUGCCUCGUUCCUGGCCGGCGGCAUGCAGAAGGGUGGCCCGCCGCCCAAGCUGCCUUACCCGAUUAUGCAGUACGCUAACGGUCCGGGCGGCUCCGAGGACUGGUACGAGUUCGAGGCCAAGCGGGCUCGCCUCGCUGACAUGUCGCCGGAGGCCGAGUGGCGCGACCCGCACUACAAGCAGGUGGCCGGCAUCUACCUGCCGAAGGAGACCCACGGCGGUGAGGAUGUCGGCAUCUUCGCGCGCGGCCCUGGCGCCCACCUGCUGCGCGGCAGCCUGGAGGAGAACGUCAUCCACCACGUCAUCAACUACGCCCUCUGCCAGGGUGACUACGCCACCAUCUGCGACAAGAAGUAA
Messenger RNA from Pollicipes pollicipes, 1557 nucleotides. RefSeq names its product alkaline phosphatase. The transcript is spliced from 3 exons. Gene Ontology annotation, molecular function: alkaline phosphatase activity. Gene Ontology annotation, biological process: dephosphorylation. The record is from RefSeq and is a predicted model, not a curated record. Lineage: Eukaryota; Metazoa; Arthropoda; Thecostraca; Pollicipedomorpha; Pollicipedidae. Bases 1 to 1557 code for a protein of 518 amino acids.